AUGGAUUCCGAAAGUUUUUGCCCUGAACUUGAAAAACGCAUCCGCUGGGGUGGGCCGCAAGGUGAUGAUGAAGACGAAGACGAAGAUGAGUAUACAAUGAUCAAAAAACUAGCUUUAAAGGCAAAAAAGGCCAGAGAAGAACGCGAGAGAAAAAAGGCGGAAGUUCGUAGACGUCUGGAAGAAGCCGGGCGAGCCAAAAAAGCUAAAAAAGGUUUCUUGACACCAGAACGUAAGAAGAAACUCAGAAAGCUGCUUAUGAUGAAAGCAGCAGAAGAUUUAAAACAACAGCAGAUGCUGAAAGAACAAGAAAGACAACGUAUUUUGCAAGAAAGAAUCAUACCAUUGCCAGAUUUGGAAGGAGCUGAUAUGGAGGAGUUGGAACAAAUUGCAAAGGAUAUGGCGACACGACUGAUGGAACUUGAAAGUGAGCACUAUGACAUCAAUUAUACUGUUCGACAGAAAGACUUCGAAAUCAACGAAUUGACAAUUGCUGUGAACGAUUUGAGAGGCAAAUUUGUCAAACCGACAUUGAAGAAAGUUUCAAAGACUGAUUCCAGAUUCGACAAGAUUAAAAAGAAGGAUGUUAAGACGGUCGAUUUCCGAACAAAUCUUAAGAAUGUUGAUACCAAAAAAUUUGCCCUUGAUGAUGAGAAAGAGAAAGCAUCUAAAGCUGAAUGGAAGAAAUAA
Molecule: messenger RNA, 687 nt
Organism: Enterobius vermicularis (human pinworm)
Lineage: Eukaryota; Metazoa; Nematoda; Chromadorea; Rhabditida; Oxyuridae
Source: the annotation of a GenBank genome assembly